CCUCAGACCAGACAGCUGUGAUUAUGGAAGCGAGCGAUCAUUAUGUAUUUUAUUGCUUUUUGUAGACAAAUGCUGAUUGUCGAGCGCAAAGUGCGUUUAGAUAAGUGAGAUUAAGAUUAAUUGCUUUGUUUGUUCAUACUAUUUGGUUUUAGUGUGGUAAAAUGACUGAGUUUGGUCCUUUUGGUCCCCUUGUGGGGUCAAUUGACGAGGGCACAUCAAGUGCUAGAUUCAUUAUUUUUAAAGCAAAUUCUUCAGAAGUUGUAGCUUCACAUCAAAAAGAACUUUCCAAGAACUUUCCGCGUGAAGGAUGGGUGGAGCAAGACCCCAACGCGAUCUUAGAAGUAGUGGUUACGUGCAUCCAAAAAGCAGUUGAAAAGUUAGUAUCCCUAGGUGGAAACCCUAAGGACAUAAUAGCAAUUGGUGUGACUAAUCAAAGAGAGACAACUAUAGUGUGGGAUGUGAUAACCGGAAAGCCUCUACAUAAUGCUAUUGUUUGGCUUGAUAUGAGGACCUCGUCUACAAUAGACAAAUUGUUAGACACUGUUCCAAACAAAACAAGAAAUCAGAAUUAUCUUAAGCCACUUUGCGGUCUGCCACUGUCUCCUUACUUCAGUGCAGUCAAACUGAGAUGGCUCAGUGACAAUGUGGAUGCUGUCAAAAAUGCAAUGAAAGCUGGUACUUGCUGCUUCGGUACUGUAGACACAUGGAUCAUUUGGAAUUUGACAGGUGGGCCUAAUGGUGGUAAACAUGUGACUGAUGUCUCAAAUGCAUCAAGGACAAUGCUUAUGAAUAUUGAAACAUUGGAAUGGGACCCACUGUUGCUAAAAUUCUUUGAGGUUCCAAAGUCUGUACUCCCUGAAAUAAGAUCUAGUUCAGAGGUGUAUGGUUACAUUGCCGAAGGACCUGUAAAAGGUGUACCAAUAUCUGGGUGCCUCGGUGAUCAGCAAGCCGCAUUGGUUGGCCAGAUGUGUCUACAGAAGGGUCAAGCUAAGGCCACAUAUGGAACAGGUUGCUUUGUCCUGUACAAUACUGGCGACAUACGAGUAAACUCCAGCAGAGGUCUUCUUACUACUGUUGCAUUUCAGUUAGGAAAGGAUAAUCCUCCUUUCUAUGCUUUGGAAGGAUCAGUUGCAAUUGCGGGAGCAGCAUUAGGUUGGCUCAAAGAGAACAUAGAACUAUUGGACAACGUAAAGGACUCCCAGGAAAUCGCUGCUAACGCUACAGACAGCGGCAGUGUCGUAUUUGUUCCAGCAUUCAGUGGACUGUACGCACCGUAUUGGAGGCAAGAUGCUCGGGGGGUUAUAUGCGGAAUAUCUGAAGACACCAACUCCAAUAAUAUAGUGAAGGCGGCUCUAGAAGCUGUUUGUUACCAAGUAAGAGAUAUAUUGGACGCCAUGAACGAAGAUUGCGGAAUACCACUUCAAAUGUUGAAGGUCGACGGAGGGAUGACGUUCAACGAUCUCGUAAUGCAGAUGCAAGCGGACUUGGUCGGUAUAAAUGUAAUACGAGCAGGAUUCACCGAAAGCACGGCUUUGGGCGCGGCGCUAGUGGCGUAUUGGGGCGUAGAAGGCCACACACAGCAUGCACCCAUUGAAACUGGAGCAGGAAUGACGUUUAUGCCACAAAUAAGCGACGAUGAAAGGGACAUGAGGUAUAAGCAAUGGAAAAUGGCCGUUGAACGGUCGCUAGGAUGGGAACAUAACUAAUUAUCAGUACAAAGAAGCUCGUGGUGGUAUCCUCAUAUUUUUGGGUCUACGCUGUUAUACCUCGCACAACAAAAGGCGGCAUAUUGCAUAAAUAUGAUCCAAUCUUUACUAUGGGAAUCAAUUAAUACCUGACACGUAAGAAAACGAUAUAGGUAUGUUACAAUUACGAUAUACAGUCAAUAAAAGUUAUAAUGCAAUAAGUGACAGAAACAUUUUUAAGUGCUAUUUUCACGAAAAUUGAGUAGUCCGCGUUGUUCUAUGUUCAUGAAGGUUGCUAGUAAAAAAAUUAAAGGUGCAGUUAAGAUUGGAGUAGAAAACAUUAAUUAUGCAGAAAGUACUCCAAUCAUGAUUUCCUCAAUUCAUUUGUUUUAUUCAGGCCUCAGGCGCUCUGCUCACUGCAAAGAGUUGUAGCGGUAGAUAGCUUCCUCUACAAUGAAGCGUUCUCCCCUUGCCAGCACCUCGCCCCGCCCCGACGCCGCCGCGCCUUCGCCUCGGCUUCUUUAGGGACUGUCACAGUCUAGUGUAGUGAGCAGAGCGCCAUAUUUGUACGAGGUAGCUAGAAUCGCAAGAAGAAGGAUCUAAGAUAGGGCGUUAUAGUAAUGUGAGAUCAGUUGAGUUCAGAAAUUUAUGUAAGUUAAUUACAUAAUAGGUAAUAUUUAUAGACCAUCGCAUUUUGUUAUAAGUUUGAAACUGUUUAACAUUCUUUUUGAAAAGACAUAAUAAUAUGCAAACCCAAUUCCGCUUUAGUUCCUAGUUAUUAUCAUUUUUUAUUUAGAUUUUUAUAGGCAAGAUAAAGUCAUAUUCUACGAAUUAUUUACAAUAGUAUUUUAUCGUUGUCUUAGGAUUAUUUAUAUAUUAUUUAGUUUCUAAGGGUUUAAGGUUUCACACAGGAUAUGUUCAAUAAAACUACUGUUUAAUUAGAUUUAUCUAGCUAGACAGACAUAGCAUAAGUACAUAGUUUUUUAAUGGCCAAGUGUUUCCAUAAUCACACAAUAAUGCUGUCAGUUCAAUAAAUCUUACAUUGUUAUUUUCUUCUUAUGCUUUAGGGCUGAUAUUUCAAUAGUCAGAUAAGUGUUGCUGUCACAUCUGAAUGUUUGCAUUAGACAAUGACAGCAACAAUUUUAUUCUUAUCUGGCCAUUGAAAUAUAAGCCCUCACUUAAUUGGUGCAAAUCUAUUGUUGUACAUACUUAAAUGACUUUCUAGCGAACUCGUUAUUGGUCAGUAUCUACAUACAGACGAAGUUUGAAGUUAUAAAAAUGUAUCCCUUUGUUAUGGUUACUCGUAGGAGUCGUAGGCAUGGUUAGGUAUUUACCGGGUAAAACUAAGAUUGGAGUACCUUCAUUUUACUCGCUACCCGCUUAAUUUCAUAGGAUACAUUUUAGUUUAUAUUCAAUUUUAAAACCGAUUAUAUCCGCUAUUCUAAGGUUUUGCCGGUUUAUCUUAAUUUAAGAUUACCUUUACCUAACAUUAGCUGUAACAUAAUUAAACAUAUUUAUGGAGUUAACCACAUACUUACCUUAUCUUUUUGGAAAUGAGUAGAUAAUUAUGACUCGUAGCGUGAUAGCGAUGAAGUGUUUUAUAAUAGCUGGGAUUAAGUAAGAGUUAUUUUAUACCUCUAUACUACCUUUGUAAUUAUUGUGAUUGAAAAUAGGCAUGAAUUGUAAUUGUUAUACCUAAUAAAAUUAAAGUUAUCUUGGUUAAGA
Messenger RNA from Plutella xylostella (diamondback moth), 3410 nucleotides. It is a transcript of the gene Gk1, whose product is annotated as Glycerol kinase 1. The record is from RefSeq and is a predicted model, not a curated record. Gene Ontology annotation, biological process: glycerol-3-phosphate biosynthetic process; glycerol metabolic process; triglyceride metabolic process. Gene Ontology annotation, molecular function: glycerol kinase activity. Lineage: Eukaryota; Metazoa; Arthropoda; Insecta; Lepidoptera; Plutellidae. Gene Ontology annotation, cellular component: mitochondrion.